GAUCCCUUCUCGCUCUCCUCUGCAUCUUGGGACCGCCGUCCAGACCUUCUUCACGUCAUCUGAACCCUUCGUUCCCUUGUCCGCGCGUUCGUCCCUUUGUGUUACGCUGCGCCAAUCGUGCAUGUCCGCUUGAAUCUCGUGCCCGCGUCAUUGCCAGCCCAAUUCGCGCAGUCGCACAAGCUGUCGGACCUCGUCGGCCAGCGUCAUUUUCGCCGUCCCCGUUCUACUCGCGGUCUCACGUCGCCCGUCCGCAGCUUAUAUGAUGUCUCGGGACUCUUGACAUGUCGAACACCGCCCGCAGACAAUCGAAUUCGUCGGCUCUCCGUUACUCGGCCGACUUCGCCUCCGAUCGGUCCCCGCUGCAGAAGGUAGAGUCGAUUGUGAACGGAAUGCGCCAAGACAUGAGCAAGGAAGAGAAGCGCGCGAGACUGCUCGAGGCCGAGGAGCGGCUGGCGGCAAGUCGGCGCAAGGGACCAGUGCAUAGCAGCAACAGUGGGGGGAAUGCGACCACGGCGCAGAGACCUGGCCGCUAUACCGAAGACCCCAAUGUGGCCGACGAGCCGGCGCAGAGCAGGCCUUUAGAAAGAUCGGUAACGACAAGAACGGACUACAGGACAGAAGCUCCGCCUGCCUCGACAAGCGCUCUUUCGCCGUCUGAAAUGCGCAGACAAGCUCGCGCAAGGCUGUCCAACCAAGCAGAGCCUUUGCAAGACUAUUCGGUUGUGAGAAACGACAGCCGUCGGCGUUCGGAUGGCGUACAACCUCGCGUCCUCUCGAAGCCCCCUCCCCACGACACCCGGGCUGUCUCCGACCCAUACAGCCAACCGCCAGCUCGCCAGAGAUCGGUUCGCGAAGGUCGUGUUUUUGAUGCAGAUCCCGACUAUGUGGAGUCUGGCUACAACAAGCCGAUGAUGUCCGCGGAACGGCAGCAAGACUACCCUCCUCAUGGCUACGGUCGCGACGAAGACGUCGAUGCUCAAUUCAGAGGCACAUCCUCGGGCGGCGUGCUUGGCCGUGUGAAGAGCAUCUUUAAGCGGAACAAGCGGCGCGACUCGAUGCCUGCCCAGGAACAAUACUCUGCACCUGAUGCUUAUGAGCCAGCGGCUGAUUCAAAACAACACCACCACCACUUGCAUUUCCACAAUAAUGAGGACCACGCCCGCAGAUACCAGAGUCCCAGGUACAGGGACUACAGGCAGGACGCGCAGACUGCUAGUAUAGGGGCUACAGAUACCGCACAAGCUGCACAGGAUCCAUCCGCGGCGCCUUUAAUCCCUGCUGCAAAAGUGCAAGAUAACAGGGCUUGGUGGGAAAAGCCCCCUCCUUCAUCUACGUCCAGACGACGAUCUAUGGGUCCUGGAGCGGGAGAGGGUACAGCUGCUGCCCAAGAUUCAGCUGCUGCUGUACCAGCUGCCAAACAGCCUGUUACUACCAAUAGACGCGCCGAAACCCAUCAGACUUCGUACCAGCAACCACAACCGGGGCAGCAGACGUAUUUCCAGCCGCAGUUGUACCUCAAAUGCGGUCCUCUCCUCCGCUUUACAGGUCUCCGGAAGUCGUCCCAGACGCCAAACAAGGAUGUCUGGACGGGCAGCAUCAUGAUCGUGACUCUCGACUCGAAGUCACGAUAUGAUACGCCGCCCAGUUUACGAAUCUUCAAGCAACCUGUCGAUUUAUUACCACCACCACCUGGUCACAUCGACGAGGCAAGUGGGCAACAGUUGCCGCCGGAAUACGUAGACCCCGUCGCAGGUCAGAUCAAGAUGUCCCGAGUUGGCAAGACACUGUAUGUCAAGCCCGUGGAGACGUUGGACGAGAAAAGGGACCUCUCGCGCAUCGAAGACGAUUCUGGUCUAUUCGAGGAGCAACGGAGUCAGCCUCUGCAGCCACCCUCUGGAAAGGGUACCACGGGAGGCUUGCGUUCCGUAGGCCAAGACGGCGAGCUUCGUGGCAAAUUCCAAGACAUACCGGCUUACGUUCUAUACAAAGAACGCGGCGUGACAUUCUGGAAAUGGAAUCUUGAAAUUGGGCUCUCGGACCGCCAGCUCCGCCUUGCGUACCGUAUCAACCGCGGACCUGCGGUCGGCUUUUGGGUUCCUGCCCGUGGUGAGACCAUGAACAUAAUGUUUCACACUUGCAAUGGGUUCAGUCUCUCCGUCGAACCGGACGAGUUCUCAGGUCCGGAUCCGCUAUGGCGGGACGUACUGAACGCGCACCAGACCCGGCCAUUCCACGCGAUGAUUGGUGGCGGUGACCAGAUUUACAUGGACGCCGCGACAGUGCAGACGAAAUACUUUGGCGAAUGGGCCAAUUCCAAGAAUCCACACUACAAGCAUAACGCGCCCUUCACGGCGGAGAUGCAAGAGGAGCUGGAAAAGUUCUACCUCAAUCGGUACUCGAUGUGGUUUUCCCAGGGCAUGUUUGGACUCGCCAACUCGCAGAUUCCAAUGAUCAACAUGUGGGACGAUCACGACAUCAUCGACGGCUUUGGUAGCUAUCCCGACCACACGAUGUCAUGCCCAGUCAUGAGCGGCAUUGGCAACGUUGCGUUCAAGUAUUACAUGCUCUUCCAACAUCAGUCGCUGCCGAUCGAGGACCAGGCCACGGAGCCGUCGUGGCUGCUCGGCGCGGAGCGAGGACCGUAUAUCACGGAGCUGAGCCGAAGCCUGUUCAUGUGGCUGGGACGACGGACAGCCUUGCUGGCGUUGGAUUGUAGGACGGAGCGGACGAGGGACGAAAUUUUGUCGCAAGGCACGUGGGAUUUGGUUUUCGAACGACUACGAAAGGAGAUCGUUAAGGGAGAGACGCACCAUCUCCUUGUGCUGCUUGGCGUGCCUAUCGCGUACCCACGCCUAAACUUUCUUGAAAACAUCCUCACUUCGAGAUUGAUGGAUCCUGUCAAAGCACUCGGACGUACCGGCGUUCUUGGCGGAUUUGUCAACAAGUUCGACGGGGGCGCGGAAAUCUUGGACGACCUAGACGACCAUUGGACGGCCAAGCACCACAAGGACGAGCGCAACUGGUUCAUCCAGGAAUUGCAGGAACUGGCUGCUGACCUUUCGGUUCGAAUAACGAUUCUGAGUGGUGACGUGCAUCUUUGCGCCGUUGGGCAGUUUUACAGCAACAAGACUCUUGGUAUACCCAAGGACCAAGAUCACCGCUACAUGCCCAACGUCAUCUCCUCUGCUAUUGUAAACACGCCACCCGCGGAUAUGGUUGCUGACGUGCUGAACAAGCGCAACAAGGUGCACCAUCUGGACGACGAAACAGAUGAAGACAUGGUGCCCAUAUUCUCCGAGGACGUCAAUAACAAGGCGAGAAACAACAAGCAUUUGCUGCCCAGAAGGAACUGGUGCUCGAUCAGAGAGUACAAACCUGAGAUGACGCCGCCGCCGACGCCGAGCCCUCCUAUGACCCCAGACGGAUCGUACAAGCAGAGACCUGGUUUGACACGAUCACUCUCUCUCGGACGCGGUCCCAGUUUACCCGGCGCUGGUCUUAUUCGACGGUUGAGUCAACGUGGUCAGCGAAACUCGGUCUCGCACCCACCAGUCGCGUUCAAUCAACGUAUGCACGAUCCAGAAUACUACAAUCGGCGAGCAAGCACUGAUGCUGUGAGACGCGGGUCCGCCGACAUCAGCAGAGCGCGAGGAGCUGAGCAUGUUUCUGAGAGUGAUCUUGCUCGUGGACCAGCAAAUGAGAGGCCGAAUCCAUUCAUGCGGCGCCCCACGAUAGUGCUUCCUAACAAUCCGAAGUAUAUGGUCAACUUACGUGGCGGUUUGGAUAUUCGUCUCAACUGCGAGAAUGAGCGUGGCGAUCCCGCAGGCACCACAACAGAGUACAGGCUCAUCGUACCGACAUUGGACUAUCGUGGCGACGGUGACCCAAAUCCGGAGGAGGUCAAACCGCAGAGCAGGCUAAGCAAGUUGUUCAGAUCGGCGACGUCCAGACGCGCACAGCCUAAUUACUCUGAAGAGUCGCUUACGCCACCACCGUCCGUGCAUCAGCACAACAAGCCUCCUCCAUCCCGGCCCACAAAUGAUUCGUUUGACUCCAUUCAGCAAGAGCCCGUUCCUGUUGCGGCGAUACACCAGCGUCAUGCUCGACGCGAUAGCCUGAACCCGCCCGAGCAAGUCGUCAAGGGACCAAACGGUCUCCCCACCAAGUCGAAGAAAGCGGAACGGCCCGUCGCAAAUUCGAGCGCGCCCGUUCCCUCCGUUGCGCAAACAGGCCCGACACCUUCCACGGGCUUCAGUAUGCGCAGACAGGACCCGCCACAGGCGCAGCAGCAGAGACGCUCUCAGCAAUAUACCGUUUCGCCUCGUGCCGAGACCUAUGCGGGCCCGAACACGAUCAUCCCAGAUCAUCUGCCGCCGCCGCCGCCUGGCCAGCCACCCGCAUCUACUACCCAGAGGGCUGUACUGACAGGAGACCAGAGGGUUGCGAGCGACUCCAGGUACUCGGCCAGGAGGACGUCUGAGGGACAAACCGUCGGAGAGAAGAAGAGAGCUAGCGCAGGAAACGGAGGGGCCGGAUACGUAUGAUUAUCUACAGAUCGUUUACGUCCUAUUUUCACACACCAUCGCGCACGUCCUCAUUCAGCAUACAGAGCAUGUUCUUUGUUCGAGCGUGGAGCAGGUGGAGUUUUUCUGUUGAGCGGUUUUCUUUUUACAAAAAAAAAAUAAUCUCUUCUGAUAGGCGGCGUUCGAAAUGAAAAAGAAAAGCACUUCCCGAG
This is a messenger RNA of Verruconis gallopava, 4735 nucleotides long. RefSeq lists its product as uncharacterized. Lineage: Eukaryota; Fungi; Ascomycota; Dothideomycetes; Venturiales; Sympoventuriaceae. The transcript has 2 exons. The record is from RefSeq and is a predicted model, not a curated record. The coding region runs from base 282 to 4544 and encodes 1420 amino acids. Gene Ontology annotation, cellular component: membrane.